Molecule: messenger RNA, 801 nt
Organism: Paramecium pentaurelia
Lineage: Eukaryota; Ciliophora; Oligohymenophorea; Peniculida; Parameciidae
Source: the annotation of a GenBank genome assembly
AUGUAAAAAAAGAAUUAAGGAUCCUAAAAUCCAUCUAUAGAAAAAAGAAUCAACAAAAGUGGUAAGCCAAAAGGAAUGAAUUCUUCAAAGCCUUUAGAUAAAACUCAUGCUUGGAGUUCAGAUUAAUAAAGUACACAAGUUAUUCAAACUCUUUCUCGUUUUGGAAGAUUUAUUUGUUUUUAACAAACAGGCACAAAAAAACCUAAAUAAGAAUAGAAUGUUUAAAAUCACUACAAAUAAAAAUAAAACAAUUAAGAUAUUCCUGGAAUAUUUCUUAACAAUCAUUAAAUAUAAUUAGCAAAACAAAUAGGUUUAUAUUGUGAAAUUAUUGAAAAAUCAAAGAAAAAUUGUGUUGUUUUCUUUUUUGGAUUUACUUAUCCUGAAUUCUAAAUUAUUAAUGGUGAGCCUGUACUUUUAAAUAAAUUUGAUAAAUAUAUGAAUUAUCCUCCUUUAUAAAAAAUAGCACCAAUGUUAACUUAGAAAUUUUUAGAUGAAUAUUCAUUAUAUUUAGAUUUUCAGCUAAAUGGAAGAAAUCUAUCUGAAUUGUAUUCUAAACCUGAAAAUUUUAAUUUGAAAGAUGCUGAAACCUUAUUAUAAUGUUUAUUUACAAAAUAUAUGAUUGAACUCAAAGAACUUAUAGAUUUCGAUGAAAAAAGAAAUUUUUAAUAAUCAAUAGAAAAUUAUUAUCAAAAAUUUUAUAAUCUACCAGAAACUAAAAAAGAAUAUGAAGAUUGUGUCAUUGAGUUGUUAGCAUGUAUGCAAGUAGAUCAAGAAUUUGAUUAAUAAUACGUAUAUGAAUGA